AUGAACCCAUGGGACUUGAGCGAGAAGUCCCAGCUCAGGCAGCCCCAGAUCCUUAAACGUCUCGUUCCAUUGUUGACGGAGGGUAAAAUUACCUAUGAUCUGCUCUGGGCGCUCUUCAAGGCUAAUGACCAUGUCAUUUCGGACUGCUCCGGAAGCGGUAAACCGCGGUGCUUCAGAUACGGCAUGGGCGAGGAGAAGAAGACAGAGCAAGGUGUGGAAUACUUCGAGCUGCAAUGCCAGUAUCUUGAUUUCGACGGUGAGGUGUUCGGUGCUGUACUGACUAAGCUGGCUAUCGAGAAAUUUCGUGGCGCCAGACAGAUCUACACCCUUAACGCUUACCCACUCGAGUUUCAUCCAGGACGCGAGAACAUGAGGAAACGUCUCCGUAAAUUUAGUCGAGAUUUCGUCGGUCUGAUGGGGAUCCGCUACCGUUACUAUAACGGCUAUGCGUUCUUGUAG
This is a messenger RNA of Fonsecaea monophora, 459 nucleotides long. Its product is annotated as splicing factor 3A subunit 3. Bases 1 to 459 code for a protein of 152 amino acids. The record is from RefSeq and is a predicted model, not a curated record. Lineage: Eukaryota; Fungi; Ascomycota; Eurotiomycetes; Chaetothyriales; Herpotrichiellaceae. The transcript is spliced from 2 exons.